AGAGAGAGAGGGAGCGAGAGAGCGCGCGAGCAAGGGUGGGCGGACAGUAGCGCACGAGAGCAUCCCGUCGCCGCGAUAAUGCGACGUGCAGCUUCUUUACUGGUUCCUUCUGAAUAAGUGCUUGCUGGGACGGUCCCUUACCUGCAGGGAUAUGACGUAAUGGCAAGAGAGGAGUUACGGAGCAAGAGACCUUUUAAGAUAUGGGACAGCUGGCGUAACGUAAGAAAGGGACUGGUCGUUAGCAAUUUCGAGGAACUGAUACACCGGGGCAAAGAGAAAUUGGGCGUGCCACAGAACGAGAAUGUGUCUCUAGUGUUGGAAUCGGACGGCACUCAGGUCGAGGACGGCGAAUACUUCAAGACCCUAGCGAACAACACGAUCCUGCUGUUGCUGCGGCAUGGUGAACGUUGGUUUCCAACGGGGGUCGACAUCAUACGCGCCGCGAUUUCAGCCAUUCCGAAAAUAGUUUGCGAGACGAUUCACGCCCUGGAGCUGCACGAUGAAACGCCGUCGUGGAAAAUCAUGGACAAUAAGGGACGGGUCACGGUGGUGCUGCACUGGGACCAGCGUUCGUCCGCGUCGUCGCAGGUGCAGCAACAGCAGAAGGUGCCAGACGCGCAGAGCUCCAAGUAUUCGCCGACAAAGAAAACCGAUCUGAGCGGUAGCCAGAGGCCGUCGCUGGUCAUUCAGACUAGUCUGGACAAGCUGAACUACGGACCGAAAUCGGGACACCUGGCGGGCGAGAUCGGUCCCAGUCGCUACGCCAGCCCCCAAAUCACUGUGAUAAAUCAUGACGACAUGGUACGAAAGCGUUCGCUCCUUCCUUUUUCUCUCCAGCAGCAGCCGCCGCAGCCGCACGGAAUCCCGGCCAGGCUGGUGAAGCAGGGUACCAACUCGUUCGACGGCACGACCAUUCAUAUCCACACGCCCGAGUGUUCGAAUCACAUUCAUCAACCGGUGGCCAGGAACGGGAGCCCGGUGAACGGAGCCGACGGCGGCCCGAGCGGGGAAUGCGACUUCCAUUGCUGCGCCCUGCACGAGGAGGGUCGUAGGAUCGCGGUGCACAAAUCGGUGGCUACUUCGCCGAUUCAGGACGCGCAACAUCAACAGUAUCAGCAACAGCACCAUCAUCCGCAUCAGUCGCAGCAGCAGCAGCAACAACAGCAGCAGCAGCAACAGCAACAGCCGCAGCAACAGCAGCAGACUCAGACCUCGUCGCCUCAGCCGCCGUCCUCGUUGUCGGACGGGACGAAACGAGCGGGUCUGAGCAAGGGUCACGUGCGAUUCUGCGACACCGCGGACGAGGAGUCGAGCUCGCGAGUCGCCGGCAACUCGACCGCCGGUUUUCAUCUGCAUCAUCAUCACAAUCAUAAUCAGGAGCACGACAGCUCCGAGUCCGAGACCGAGAACACGAUCAUGGAGGACGAGAUCGUGACCUCGGAGAAAUUUUUACUGCUCAUCGAUCAGCUCACGGUAGAUCAGAAACACCUAAGCAUCAAGGACAUCGGCAUCAUCCUCGAACGGCUCAGCUCCAAGAUCCUCGACGUGGAACGGCUCGAUCGCGAGAGCGAGAGCGAGGAGUGUUACAACUGGACGAUCAAGGCGAUCAUCCGGGGAGACGUGUUGCGGGAGCUAGGGGUCAUCUACAACGGGAACUUCUACGCCAUCUCGGAGCAUCCCGGUUACAAGGAGGAGUCCGAAGAGAAUAACGAGGAUAACGAGGAGGAGGAGGAGGAUAGACUUUAAUACGAUGCUGUUUUACUAGAUAGAUAGUUAGAUAGAUAGAUAGAUAGACAGAUUAUAUACCUAUUAAUGGUUAUUAUUAAUAUAGUAUGUAUCGAGCUGCGCGGGGAGGGAGGGGGGCUUCGAGACGAUUC
Molecule: messenger RNA, 1877 nt
Organism: Megachile rotundata (alfalfa leafcutting bee)
Lineage: Eukaryota; Metazoa; Arthropoda; Insecta; Hymenoptera; Megachilidae
Gene: Drep2
Product: DNA fragmentation factor-related protein 2
Biological process (GO): transcription initiation at RNA polymerase II promoter; apoptotic process; regulation of apoptotic process
Cellular component (GO): transcription factor TFIIA complex
Source: RefSeq, a predicted model, not a curated record